CCGAAUCACUCCUCGCUUUCUUCCCACGACAAUAGGAAAGCAAAGCAAAGCAAUCACAGAUUCACAGAGAGAGAGAGAGAGAGAGAGAGAGAGAGAGAGAGAGAUGAAGAUCACGGCGUUGGCGGUGUUGAAGUGCAGUCCGGAGGGGUCGGAUCCGGUGAUACUAGCGCAGGCGUUGGACGUGAGCCACUUCGGGUACUUCCAGAGGUCGAGCGUGAAGGAGUUCAUCGUCUUCGUCUCUCGCACCGUCGCCAGGCGCACCCCUCCCUCCCAGCGCCAAUCCGUCCAGCACGAAGAGUACAAGGUGCAUGCUUACAACAGAAAUGGCCUUUGUGCAUUGGGCUUUAUGGAUGAUCACUACCCAGUUCGAAGUGCCUUUUCUCUGCUCAAUCAGUUGCUAGAUGAGUAUCAGAAAAAUUUUGGUGAUUCAUGGAAGACUGCACAAGCAGAUAAGACCCAACCAUGGCCCUAUCUGAGUGAAGCUUUGACAAAAUUCCAGGAUCCUGCGGAGGCUGACAAGUUGUUGAAAAUUCAGAGGGAGUUGGAUGAAACUAAAAUUAUCCUUCAUAAAACUAUUGACAGUGUACUUGCACGAGGUGAGAAACUGGACAGUUUAGUUGAGAAGAGUUCAGAUCUCAGUGCAGCAUCACAGAUGUUCUACAAGCAGGCAAAGAAAACAAAUCAGUGUUGUACCCUAUUGUGAGCUUCUGAGGCAAGCGGCUGCAGCUAUUCCGUAAUUGCAUUCAGGUUUUCUAGUGUCGACGCUGAUGGAUGACAAGUCGUGAUUGUAAUGUGUUUAUAUUGUUUGUCAAUUGUUUGCUUGGCAAAAUUCUGUGGAUUUUCCCCACAUCUUCUAGACCAAAGAAAGAAAGGAAACCGUGUAUCAGCAGGAGAUCUUUCUAUUAUAGUAUUUAUGUGCUUGUCAAGCUUAAUUCAGAUAUUGUAUUGUGAUUUGCCCAUUGUGCUUUAUAGUAUAUAUAUAAGUCUGCUUGUUCUUUUGAAGCCA
Molecule: messenger RNA, 1006 nt
Organism: Alnus glutinosa
Lineage: Eukaryota; Viridiplantae; Streptophyta; Magnoliopsida; Fagales; Betulaceae
Product: VAMP-like protein YKT61
Exons: 6
Coding region: 104-703 (199 amino acids)
Biological process (GO): endoplasmic reticulum to Golgi vesicle-mediated transport
Cellular component (GO): Golgi apparatus; membrane
Molecular function (GO): SNAP receptor activity
Source: RefSeq, a predicted model, not a curated record